GGUCGCCAUGGAAACUGCGUUACGCUCCAGGCGGCCGAGGGAGAGAAAACAAGAGCGCGAGGAGUCGUUCCACUCCUCAUUUCAGCACCACGCGCCUCCGGGACAGCGCCCGAAUGAACUCGCGCGUAGAUUCGAGCGUCGCGUGCCUUACAAGGGACAGAGCCGAGUCAGCACCAAGUCCGACCGAAGUGGAGUGAGACAUUAGAAAACAAACAAACACACACACACACACACACACACACACACGAACUUCUCCGAACCUGUAGCUCGGUGGACGCUGAAGGUUUUAACUCCACCCGCGAGCCAGGAGCCAGUCGCUCCCUCCAACAACACAGCAACAGGGCAAGAAGCAUGUCUGAGAAGAAACCCAGCCAGCGGUUUCACAGCCUGAACUCAGAGCAGGUGGAGGUGCUGCAUCAGGUGCUUUCAGAAGUGGUGCCCAUUCACGGCCGUGGGAACUUCCCCACGCUGGAGCUGCGACCCCGUGAUAUCAUCAUAGCGGUGCGGGCCAGGCUGCAGAAGCAGGGAAUCACGGUCAGAGAUGUCCGACUGAACGGCUCCACGGCCAGCCAUGUCCUGGUUCGGGACAAUGGGACGAGCUACAAAGAUCUGGACAUCAUCUUCGGAGUGGAACUGCCGAGCCAAGAGGAGUUCCAGGUCAUCAAAGAGUCAGUGCUGGGCUGCUUGCUGGACUGCCUGCCCGUCGGGGUCAACAGGGAGCGGAUCAGCAGCGCCACAAUGAAGGAGGCCUAUGUUCAGAAAAUGGUCAAAGUUUUCAACGAACACGACCGCUGGAGUCUUAUCUCGCUGUCGAACAACAGUGGCAAAAACCUCGAGCUCAAAUUCGUGAGUGCCCUUCGGCGGCAGUUUGAGUUCAGCGUUGACUCCUUCCAGAUCAUUCUGGACCGACUCCUAGAGUCCUACAUGCAUCCCUCUCAAGCAUCGGAUUUAGUGCCUGCAGUUGAGGUCUUGGCAGAGAGCAUGUAUGGGGACUUUGAGGCAGCAAUGGACCACCUACGCUAUCGGCUGAUUGCAACCAGAAACCCUGAAGAGAUCAGAGGUGGCGGUUUGUUGAAAUACAGCAACCUGCUGGUCAGAGACUACCGGCCAGCCAGCGAGACUCAGAUAAAGACGCUGGAGCGUUACAUGUGCUCGCGCUUUUUCAUCGACUUCCCCGACGUGCAGGAGCAGCAGAGGAAAAUUCUGUCCUACUUGAAGAACCACUUCAUCGGCGAGGAGAGGAGUAAGUACCAGUACCUGAUGACCCUCCGCCGGGUCAUAGACGACAGCACGGUGUGCCUGAUGGGACACGAACGGCGUCAGACUCUGAACAUGAUCACAGUUCUUGCUCUGAAGGUUCUGGGCGAACAGAACAUCAUACCCAACACAGACCAUGUGACGUGCUUCUACCAGCCAGCCCCAUACCUUGCUGAGCACACAGCCCCCUAUCUGGCAGAGCCUAGCUACUGCAGCUACUACAUACCACAAGGGGGAUCGACUCUGCUGUACCAACCUUACCCUUUACACCUCCAUCCACAGACUGGACUAGUCUGAGACAGUGUGGCAUAAAAAAAAACACACAAAAGAUUGAGGGGAUGGCGCUCACCACGAGGGAAGAACUGGAGAAUGGAAAACUAAUCCAGGGAUGAACUGUUUGGUCUAUAAUAGACCUGUGUGGGUGGAAUUGAGUGGGUUUCACAGUAAACUUCUUGAGAACUCUAUAAGGUUCUAACAUGAUUAUAUGUAAUUAUAUACGGGCUUUGCGGGAAAAUAAUAAUUCUUCCGAUAUUGUUCAAAUUCCAGAAAAUGCCGUAUGCACUGCAUGAGUCAUAGGUCUUUGGUCUCCCUGGGAAACCAACUGUGCUGUUGACAUUCACACACAUCCAAACACACAUGUCGGUGUGUGCGUGCACGCCGACAUGUGGACACACACACACACACACACACACACACACACACUUCCAGGGUCUUAAAUUGUUGUUCACUCCUUUCAUGUUCUACUGUGUUGUUCUUAAUGCGUUUGUUCAGAAUGUGGACCUUGCCUGUGGUUGAUAUUGUGCAUGGAUACAUUAGGACUGUUUUUUCACUGCCAAAUACUGUGUGACUACUAUGCUUCUCAGACAGUUUUAUGUAACUUUGUCAGUCCUUUACAGAAGGGAUGUGCGUGACGGGGCGGCCAGUGUGCACAGUGUUUUCAUGAGAGGAUGAAACACUGUAACGCGCUCAAUGUUAAGCGAUGCAUGAGUAGCUUAAUAGAUCACAUUUAAAGUCAAUUAAAGACGUUUAAUUUAUUAGAAACUGAUCUAUUUUUGCAAGACUUUCCGAGAUUAAAAAUACUGGUUAGUUCCAAAAGAGAAAUGCCAACAACAAUGCCUUUGGUGUAGACUGUACAGCAUAUCGGUUACAGUAUUUCUUGUGCAAAUACAAUGAAUUGUUUUCAGGUAAACUGUGUUACAAUGUAGUGCUCGUUUCCUUUUCCCUUGUGGAGUUCUUUCUGUAACCAUGUGAGUUAUCGUACCCUCUUGUGUUGAUUUAAAUAUUGUUCAAGUUUACUCAGUGGAGGUUGCCAUGUUAUAACCAUCUUUGGGUCAUCUUCAAACAAGGCAGGUACGGAAGAUCUGCCGAAGCGAAAGAACCUUUUUGCGUAUACUUGCAUGAUUGCUGUCUGAUUGCACCAUAACCAACACUGAUUGAGUUCAGACAGCCCUUUUGAACCUGCGCAACAGCAACUCUGGCCAAAGAUGGUUUGGUUUGGAAAACAAGUGCCUAAAUGUGAGACAUCGUCGGCAUGUCUUUAUCUUACUGCACUGUGGGUGUUCGAGGGGGUGGGACCAGGGCUAGGCUGGGUCUAUGUUUAGCUGUUUGACCCCUGUUACUGCUGCCCAUUUUGAUGUCUUCUUUAAUGUAGUCCUUUGUUGUAUUUUAUUUGUGUAUGUUUUGAUAAAAUAAAGAAAAAAAAAAAGUAAACCUCAA
Xiphophorus couchianus (Monterrey platyfish) is the source of this 2973-nucleotide messenger RNA. RefSeq names its product terminal nucleotidyltransferase 5D (gene tent5d). Gene Ontology annotation, biological process: mRNA stabilization. The coding region runs from base 352 to 1554 and encodes 400 amino acids. The record is from RefSeq and is a predicted model, not a curated record. Gene Ontology annotation, molecular function: poly(A) RNA polymerase activity; RNA binding. The transcript is spliced from 4 exons. Lineage: Eukaryota; Metazoa; Chordata; Actinopteri; Cyprinodontiformes; Poeciliidae.